AAUUUUCAUUUUCAUUUUCCUUUCCUUUUAUAUCUUACCUUGACCAUUAUUUAUAUAUCAGUCCUCGGACUCAGCUUUUUAUCAAAGCUUCGAUUGAAUUUAAUUUAAUUUUUCUAUAUAUUUUUUUUAGCAAUGGCUAGCCUUAAGAGUUUCUUUUCAUUUCUCAUUUUCAUGGUCUAUUUGGCUGCAGCCAUGGGCAAGAGGCAAAUACAUUUUGGCAGUCAAAAUAUUGAUGCAACUUGGUAUGAUGCACAUGCAACGUUCUAUGGUGAUAUGGAGGGUAAAGAAACCAUGGAGGGAGCUUGUGGAUAUGGUGAUCUAUUCAAACAAGGGUAUGGACUCGAGACGACAGCCCUUAGCACAGCUCUAUUCAACAAUGGACUUACCUGUGGUGCAUGUUUUGAAAUCAAGUGUGUGAAUAACCCUCAAUGGUGUUAUCCAAACGCUGGUACCAUCAUAGUGACAGCAACAAAUUUUUGCCCCCCAAAUUACUCAAAACCUGAUGGAAACUGGUGCAAUCCCCCAUUAAAACACUUUGAUCUAUCAAUGCCAAUGUUCACAAAACUAGCACAAUACAAAGCUGGAAUCAUCCCUGUUAUGUACCGACGUGUCUUGUGUUCCAAGAAAGGUGGGGUUCAAUUCCAGGUCAAGGGAAACCCUAGCUGGACUCAGGUAUUGAUGUACAAUGUUGGAGGCGCUGGUGAUAUUAAGGAUGUUAAGAUCAAGGGCUCAGGAACUGGGUGGAUUCAGAUGAGCCGCAACUGGGGAGUGAAUUGGCAGACUGGAACAAAGCUAACAGGGCAAAGCUUAUCAUUACAGGUGACUACCAGUGAUGGGAAAAUGGUGGAGUUCGAUAAUGUGGCACCGGCUAAUUGGCAGUUUGGUCAAAUUUUUGAUGGGAAAAAGAACUUCUAGGAAAAUUUUCUUUACAAUGUAGUGGUGGAAUUCCUGCAUUAUGCAUUACCUUUGAGUGUGCAUGAUUUUUUACGC
Messenger RNA from Durio zibethinus, 990 nucleotides. Lineage: Eukaryota; Viridiplantae; Streptophyta; Magnoliopsida; Malvales; Malvaceae. The record is from RefSeq and is a predicted model, not a curated record.